CGAUGGAGAGCGCUGGCACAUGGUCACAGGGAUUGAGCCAUGAGCGACGCCGGCGACACAGCCAGCCGGCGCUGCUGCAGAGGCUUGAUGAGGGCAAGCGCCAGUCGCUGCAGAUGGCAUAUAAGCGUGAGCGCCAACAGGCGCGAGUGCGGCGCGACGAGCAGCCGCAACAACAGCGUCAAAAGCAACGAAUUGAUGUAGUGCAAACUGCAAAAUGCUGCCGCCAGCAGCAGCAGCGCGUUGAGCAGCAGGAGCUGCCAAACACUUUGGGGCAGCAAAGGAAUGCGUUGACAUACUGCCACCACCACCACCAACAACAAAUCGAAGAACAGCAACAACACCACAGCCACCACCAACAGCAACCGCAGGAGCAACAACAACAACAACAUCAACAUCAAACAAUGUCCGUCAAUAAGAAGAAACAAAAACAACUCAAAGCGUCACAAUUACAACAACACCAUUCCCCACAAAAACUUCAACAGCAACAAGAACCGCAACAGCCGCAAAAGUCACAAAAAAAGCCACAACAACCGCAAAAAUACCAGCAACAACAGCAGCGACAUCGCUUGCGACGCGGCGUUCAGACAGUUGCGGCUGCCGCUUAUGGUGCCUUUAGCUACAUCGGUCACAACUACUAUCAUCUGCUGGGCAAUUCCUUGAGCUUUUAUGCCGCUUCGAGUGUUAUUUUGGUGCUCUGCUAUUUGACUACAACAACAGCGGCGGCACACUCGCCCGACAAGGCGCCGUUCGAUAAGCAUCCUAUAUUCGACGAGUCCAGCUCGGAUAAGGAAAUUUUGGACUUGUUGCUGGAGAAGAAACGUUACGAUAAACGUCUACUGCCGCCUGUUAACGGUACUUUGACGGUAAAUGUGAAUGUGUUGCUGCUCAGUUUAGCCUCGCCCGAUGAGAGUAGUUUGAAAUACGAAGUUGAAUUUUUACUCAAUCAACAGUGGAACGAUCCACGUUUACAAUAUGGCAACAAAUCGCAUUAUGACUUCUUGAAUGCGUUGCAUCAUCACGACAGCAUCUGGACACCGGACACCUAUUUCAUUAUGCACGGCGACUUUAAGGAUCCCAUUAUACCAAUGCAUUUUGCUUUAAGAAUCUACCGAAAUGGGACCAUUACGUACGCAAUGAGACGCCAUUUGAUCCUAUCCUGCCAAGGUAGUCUGCACAUAUUCCCAUUCGAUGAUCCAAAGUGCUCCUUCUCAAUGGAAAGCAUUUCCUAUGAGGAGGCCCAAAUCAAGUAUGUUUGGAAAAAUGACGAAGACACGCUGCGAAAGAGCCCAUCUUUAACUACAUUAAACGCGUAUUUAAUAAAAAAUCAAACAACACCCUGCGACCAAAAUAGUUGGCGAGGGAACUACAGCUGUCUUAGGGUCGAUUUAAUAUUUACCAGAGAUCGUGCAUUCUAUUUCACCACCGUUUUUAUACCUGGCAUUAUCCUGGUGACGUCAUCAUUUAUAACAUUCUGGCUAGAAUGGAAUGCAGUUCCGGCUAGAUCAAUGAUAGGUGUAACAACAAUGUUGAAUUUCUUCACAACAUCCAACGGUUUCCGCAGCACACUGCCCGUCGUCUCCAAUCUCACCGCUAUGAAUGUGUGGGAUGGCGUCUGCAUGUGCUUCAUCUAUGCCUCGCUAUUGGAGUUUGUAUGCGUUAAUUAUAUGGGUCGUAAAAGGCCGCAACAUAAUGCUGUCUAUCGGCCAGGCGAGAAUCCUGUCACACAGCGUCUUCCAGCGGUUCUAAGCAGGAUUGGAGUAAUUCUUGCAAGUCCUUUGCGCUUCAUCAUUGCCAACACCAACAGACAAGGUUUGCUUUGUUACCACCAACAACAGCAUCCUCAAAGUCACAACCCUCAUCAGCGCCUUCAGCAAUACUUUUGCUUCAUCUACACUUCAUCUUCAUCAACGCAUCGUCAAAAUCAUAAACAACCAUUCCACAUACCAUCGAUGUCCAUCUCGUCAACAGCCAUCAAAAUCACAGCGCCACACUUUUCAACUCGGAUGUCCCGCAGUGCUGCAAUUGCGCUAUACGGCAACGAAUGAGCAUUCAUCUUUUGUACACAUACAUACACACACACACACACACACAGUCCCACCCACGCCACAAUAGCUCAUAUUCAGCUCACUCAUCACAACUUUGGCACCUCUCUUGCCCCCUUCAAAGAAAAGAAACAGUCCUUUUCCACACCACCACCACUCGGCCACGAAACGGCAUGUAAUUUUCGCCACUACAAAGUCUCCAUGAAAGUUUAAAUCGUUUUAUUCUCUUCUUAAUUUUACUUAGCAAACAAAAGUACUUUUAUU
Rhagoletis zephyria (snowberry fruit fly) is the source of this 2306-nucleotide messenger RNA. RefSeq lists its product as uncharacterized. Gene Ontology annotation, cellular component: membrane. Gene Ontology annotation, biological process: monoatomic ion transmembrane transport. The record is from RefSeq and is a predicted model, not a curated record. Gene Ontology annotation, molecular function: extracellular ligand-gated monoatomic ion channel activity; transmembrane signaling receptor activity. NCBI's taxonomy places the organism in Eukaryota, Metazoa, Arthropoda, Insecta, Diptera, Tephritidae.